AUGUCUGAAGCCAGUGUCCAGUCCAACAAUAUGGAUAUCCUUCCAAAUCAAUUAAAGCGAGCUGCCAGUAAUGAUGCAGAUGAAUCAAGAGAUGUCAAAACCAUAAAGUUGGAUUAUGCAUCUGAUGCCAAUUCGAGCCAUCCCGGAUCUGUGUCUCCAUCAACUGAUACUACUGCCAAGCCUGAGGAGCAGCCUGUUGUAGAAGCACAGCAGUCAGUCAACAUUGACCCCGCUGUCGCUGCCGCUGCCGCCGCUGCUGCUGCUGCCAAUGCUGCUGCCAAUGCUUCUCAACCACAGCCACAACAGCAACAAAAGACACCAAGCAACGGCGUUACGGAUGCAGCAAACCCUACUGACAGCACCAAUGCCAAUACAAGCAACACCAGCAACCCCAAUCCCAAUAUAAUUACGAUGCCCAAUGUCCCACCUCCACCAGGCUUGCAUUUACUUACGGAUCCUCAACAACAACAACUAUUGCAAUCCUAUGUUCAAGCACAAGCACAAGCCCAGGGCCAAGAUCUUGCCAAUUUAACUGCUUCAUCACUUGCUCAAGCCAUGGUCUCACCUAUCGCUGUCCCUAGUUUAGCAUCUAACCUGUUACAACAACUUCAGCAAGGCGGCAAUGUUAUCACUGCGUUACCUGGACCACCUCAAAUGCCUGGAGGACCAGGAGGACCAGCUGGAGCACCAGGAGGCAGUCCUACCAACAUGCAUCCUCAUCUUCAACAACCCUCUCCCAACGCAAAUGGCAUGACGGAUGAUAACAGCGCCAACGGUAUGAAGAGAGCCAAUGCCAGAACCUUGUCCAACGAUGAGCGUCGUCAGCGUCGUUUACUGAGAAAUCGUGUUGCAGCAAAAGAGUGUCGUAAAAAGAAGAAGCAACACAUUCAUGAGAUGGAAGAGAAGAUUGUCCAAUUAGAGGAAGAGAAUCAGAAGCUCAAGCAGGAAGUGGAAGAGUUACAGGCUAAAUUGGCUGCUGGUGGCUCUUUGGGUGGAUCUGAAAGCUAUCGACUGAUGAAGGAGGUGGAAGAGUUGAACGCAAAGUUGGGUAUGGGUGUGCCUAUACCUAAUGGUAGCGCAUUGACCUCGGCUAUUGUAGCUGCUGCUCAACAGCAACAUCAGCAACAACAAGCUACAAAGUCGGAAGAAUCGCCUUCUACAUCUGCAGUGACCCCUACAUCUACUGCUACCGGUACACCUCCCAUCACAUCUGCUACAUCGACUCCAACCAUGACAACUGCCACCGCAACACCUACACCUACACCUACUACUACUGCCACCACUGCUACAACACCUGUCAUCACUACUUCUACUACCACCGAUACUACCACCGCCAUGCAACCAUCUCAACAUGAUACGACUACCACCGCCUCAUCUACUGUAAAUGAAACAAAUAGCGCUAUUAAUCAUGCUGUUCUUGUUAAUGAGCCAUCUAGUUAA
Mucor velutinosus is the source of this 1440-nucleotide messenger RNA. Its product is annotated as mitochondrial import receptor subunit tom20. Gene Ontology annotation, molecular function: RNA polymerase II transcription regulatory region sequence-specific DNA binding; DNA-binding transcription factor activity, RNA polymerase II-specific. Bases 1 to 1440 code for a protein of 479 amino acids. Gene Ontology annotation, cellular component: nucleus. The record is from RefSeq and is a predicted model, not a curated record. Gene Ontology annotation, biological process: regulation of DNA-templated transcription. The transcript has a single exon. Lineage: Eukaryota; Fungi; Mucoromycota; Mucoromycetes; Mucorales; Mucoraceae.